Blastomyces gilchristii SLH14081 is the source of this 2701-nucleotide messenger RNA. RefSeq lists its product as uncharacterized. The coding region runs from base 895 to 1470 and encodes 191 amino acids. The record is from RefSeq and is a predicted model, not a curated record. The transcript has 3 exons. Lineage: Eukaryota; Fungi; Ascomycota; Eurotiomycetes; Onygenales; Ajellomycetaceae.
ACCCAACCCUCUUGCCGUUCAAGCCUCUGAUGUCGAUUUGAGAAAAGCCACCAACCAACGGAGGCUGCUCCACGCGAAGGCAUCGUGAUGCCCUCGGUUGGAAAUCAAUAAUUGGGAUUGCAUUGUCAUGCGGGAGAGCGAAUUGCGCAGGUUAGGCUGAAGCAGAGAAGUUGGAGGGGGGUUCAAGUUGGGUGGCAAGCCGCAUGAAUUUCGAGCCGGGAUGUUCCCGGGAGAAUGUAUCAACUUGGAUAAACUCACGAGGCACAAUAAUAACAAACCAGGGAGUGGUCGGAGAAAAAGAAGAGUCCCCAUUUCCACCAGACUCAGGGGCCCCUUGCCCGACUCUCCGUCUCUCCACCAGAAGAGCUGAGAACAGCUAACAAAGGAAUCGGCUCUUCUAGUGGUCCCUGGUCGGUGGUCCCGGUCCAGGGACUUGGCUCAGAAGAAUCAGAACCCAGCCAGUUAGGUGAACUGCGCAUUCGUUAGCUUCAGAUGUUUUUAUUUGUCAACAGCACGCCGUCACCUUAAGCCCGAUUUGGCGAUGGAAGCCAUGGUGUGCGCGACGGAGAUACAUAUGAAUCCACAGAGAACAGACUAGGCAUGGCAAAAACUUUGGCACAACGCUAACUCCAUGCUGUGUUAGUCGUCAAAUAGCUAGGGACAAGAAAUUUCAAAACUGGCGAGGGCAGAGGAUACAUAUAUAAAAUGGUUGCAUCGCCCCUGUUGGCUUGAUGUUUUCUGCUUUGCCGACCCGAGAUACAAAGCCAUUAUCAUAGUGCUAAUUUGCUCCUUUUUCCAACUCUUGGGCGUAAGCUGACGUGCCCAACAAAAAAAAAAAAAAAAAAAAAAAAAAGGGAACACUGAGGACAACAUCUGCAUUCCCAUAUAGUCACGAUGAUGAAGUCUAUAUUCUUCACGCUUUCCCUAGCAGCACUGGGCAUGGCGCAGUCAUCUACAGUUCCCUUGCCUCCAACGACUACGGCGGCCGGCCCGGUCACUGUCUUCAACCUCCUCGUUCCCGCCGCCUCUCCUGUGCCCUCCGAAGUAUCUAUCGUUGACGUUGGCAAAGAUGCUAUUACAUUCGCCGUAGAUAUUGGUUGUUUGCCAAACCUCAUCAGCGGCCGCUGUGAAGAAAUCGAGGAGUUUGACGUUGCCACAAUCAUACAAGGCCCCGAGACUUACGCGCAGUCUGCAUCGUUAUCUGGAAUUGGUAUUGAUGCCGCCUGUUCCCUCGGCGGCACUACAUCUGCAGCAUGCACAUUUAUAGUGGAGUCGGCUGGCAUAGAAGCCACUCUCAAGACUACAUUGUCCGGAAGUGAAAUCGAGACUGCAUUCAUACCUGUCACGGCCACCGCUGGUAUUGAGAAGCUGGCUGAUGGGGCACCAAAUGCCGGGCCGAGAGAGACUGGGAACAUCAAUUGGGUGAUUGGUGGUGCAGCUGCGGCGCUUGCGAUGGCUGCCGCGAUAUAAGUAUAGGAGAAGAUAUUAUUGUUGAGAUUGGGAAAAACAACUAAAAAAAAUCCAAAAUGACUUCGAGAUAUCAUGAGGUCUGGCGGCUUUUAAGGAGCCUGACUUUCUCUCUUUUUUGCCCUCGUUUUCUCUUUUUUCUUCAACUCAGUCAGUAUAUGUAUGAUUCAUAUGAUUCCCCCCCCCUCUUGGGUUUUGAUUUUCUUGGUUUGGCGAAUUGUGCAUUUUGAGAUGUUUGUAUUGGGAGUGAAUGCCGCCUACUAAAGAAGUUUAAACUGGAUGAAUUUUAUCUUCUUUCACAGCCUGAGUUCUAUGAAACAAACUGUGUCGUCAACCGAUAUUUUAUUUGUUGACUCGUCGAUCAGCUAUUAGUGGAGGAUCCGACAUCUCGUUGACGAUAAAUACUCCUGUCACUAUACAUUGGCGCUCGGUUAGGUUGAGUUUCCCAGAGCUCCUGCGAUUGCUCUCCCUUCCUCCUAUGUGUGCUGGUAUGGUAUGCCAUUACGCAGCGGUAGGAGGAAUAGCUUACGAUUCAAAUCAUAUCGCCGUCUGAAUCCCCGCGGCGCAGUUUCCUGUCGUCAUCAACGCUGUAAAUAAAUUGCGCCUCAAUCCUUUGGCAUUGUGUGAAUCGGGAGCUUUGCUAUUCGCAGCUAGCUGCUUUCUUUACCGCGUUCUCUGGAUACGUAUAUAUAUGGGUGGUGGAUAUAGAUGAUAAACUUGCACAACUGGCAUUUGGUUUUGGGGCCCCAGCACCUCCUGCUGAAGUUUGCGAGCAUAUAAUAUAAUAUACUAUGUUCGCCUGUACGGAGUACAGAACAUUUGUAUAUAACACAGCGGGCGGUCUAGAUGUUCAGCGCCGGCCUUUAACAAUUUGACAAAGCUCAAGCAAAGUUGGCUCAAGAGGGACCUCACUUUUCUAUAGUUAAUCAAUCUUUCAGUGGUCAAGUUGAGCAGUCAGAAACAUUACUUUCUUGGAUCAGUAGUACACCCGCUUGUUGUAGGAUUAAUGACCUUGUUGCCCGGGGAUAGUUAGUCAAGGUGUACAGAGUAAAUGAGGUGUGUGGCCUAAAUCACCUUUUCACUGUUGCUUCAAACGCGAGAAUGUUCACCGAUACCCCCAUAAUGAUAUUUAGUAUGCCACUAAAAUAUUAGGGGGACCCUAACGAAAAUACCGGGAUAACCAGCGUAGAGUAUACUAAUAAUAGGAGGUCGUGAGAUGCUUGGAACGGGUCCU